CCGGCGGCGGGGGGCGGGCGUCAGGGUCCGGCGGCGCAGGGCGGGGGGCGCGGGCCAAGCAGGAAGUGCAGCGAGAAGCGGCCGCCGCAGGUUGGGCCGCAGUUGGGCCCCGCGGCCGCACAGCGCCCGACUCUGCCUUUAACCCCACCAUGGGUGACAUGAAGACUCCGGAUUUCGAUGACCUCCUGGCGGCGUUUGACAUCCCCGACAUAGACACCAACGAGGCCAUCCACUCGGGACACGACGAGGCUGAGGCUCACAUCAAACCGGUGCCCGGUGAGCCGGGGCCACCCGACCACGUCCUGCCCCACACCGACAUCACUGCUGUCAGUGUCAUUGUAAAGAACACGGUGUGUCCUGAGCAGCUGGACACGCUGGAUGGGCGCAGUAAGGAUGGGCAUGGCCUCGGCUCCCGCCUGCUGCAGAACGGCUUUGGGGCGGCCGAGCUGCCCAGGUCCCCCGCAGCCAGAUCUGUGGAAGCUGUGGCAUCCUCCAACGGGGAGUGCUGGGUGAAGGAGAAAGGCCCCAAACCCCUGGAUAUCUUCUCCCAUUUUAGCCCCGAUCCCAAUGAAGAUAACGCUGCCAACCUGAUCGACAGAGCUCGCGAGUGCAAACCGAAGGACAAGUCCUUGGCCGUGCCCUCACUCUCCCCGUCUCCCACCCCAUCACUGGACUGCAAGGAGCCCCGGGGGGAGAGCAUGGAGGGCCUUCCCCCCACCUUCCCUCAGCCCUUUGAGGGCAGCCAGGCCGGGGCUGUGAGCGGGCAGCCUCCAGCUGUGCCCUGCAUCAAGAAAGAGGAGUCUGACUCUGAGGAGGUGGCCCGUGAGUCCAACCCAAAGGCUCUGUCUGCUGCUCUAGGCGAGAGUCCCCUGGAGCACCUGAAAUCUGUCACUGUCCGCUACUCCGCAGGCGAUUCUCCCAUCACAUCCUGGCCUGUUUCUGACCCCAGCCUGGGCAGCAGCGCCAGCAACCUGCCCGAGGUGAAGCGCUCUCCCAGCAGCCCCCGGGAGCCCUUCUUUAAACCUUCCUCUCCCGUGGUGCAGAGCCCCAGAAUCCCCCCUUCUCCAAAGCAGAUGGACGACGUCACCCUCAAGGAGGAGCGCGAAGCUCUGGAGAAGUCGAUGGGGAGCCCACAGAGUAUGUCCAGCGCUGAGGAGGAGGAGGAGGAGGAGGAGGAGGAAGGCAACAACAACGAUUCCCCUUCUUCCAACUCCUCCCGGCCACUGAAAGUGAGGAUCAAAACCAUCAAGACGUCCUGUGGGAGCAUCACCCGCACAGUGACGCGCGUCUCGUCCGACUCGGAGCCCGGCUCUGCCAAGGGUUCGGCUGAGCAGAGCUGUGAGGACGCUGCUCUGGAGGCGGAGAAGGAGGACAGCAUCGCGCUGGAGGUGCCCCAGGAGAAGAUGGAUCUCUCCAGCCCCUUGAAAGCCAUCGAGGGGCCCAAAAUCGUCAGUGUCCAGCUCGGCAACGGCACCAAGAUCAAAGGCACCGUGCUGCCUGUCUCCACCAUCCAGAGCGCCAGCAGCGCCAUGCUGAUCGCCGCCAGCGUGGCACAGCAGAAGUCCGUGGUGCUGCCGGCCAAGACGGGCAAAGCCGUGACCAAGAACAUCAUCAACCUGGUUCCUCAGGCUCUGCCCAAGGCCGACACGCGAACCAACGCCAGCCCCGUCACGCAGACCAGCGCCGUCACCACCACGGCCAACCAGAAGCUAAACGGCACCACGGUGGUGAUGGUGCAGCCGCAGAAACCCUCUCCGACCGUGGCGGGCACCGUCAUCUCCCGCAGCCAAUCCAGCCUGGUGGAGGCCUUCAACAAGAUCCUCAACAGCAAGAACCUGCUGCCCACCUACAAACCCAACCUCAGCCCCCCGGCUGAUGCCAGCCUGGCGCUGCCCCCCUUCGGGUACCGCUGCCUGGAGUGCGGGGAUUCCUUUGCUCUGGAGAAGAGUUUGGCUCGUCACUAUGACCGGCGCAGCAUGAGAAUCGAGGUGACCUGCAACCACUGCACCAAACGCCUGGUCUUCUUUAACAAGUGCAGCCUGCUGCUGCAUGCCCGCGAACACAAGGACAAGGGGCUGGUGAUGCAGUGCUCCCACCUGGUCAUGAGGCCCAUCGCUUUGGAUCAGAUGAUCGGGCAGCCGGACAUCACCCCGUUGGUCUCUGUGGCUUCUUUUCCUGCUGGCAAAGUGGCCGGUGUGACUCAGGAUGCUCUGAGUGCAGCCAAUGGGGCUCCAGAGCUUCCCAUCCUGCCCCUGAGCAGCAGCGGCUCAGAGCAGAGCAACUACAGCUGCUUCAGGUGUCUGGAGUGCAAGGAGCAGUGCAAGGACAAGGCCGGGCUGGCUGCGCACUUCCAGCAGGUGGUGGCCUCAGGGACCACCAGCAGCACGGUCUGCACCACGUGUCCCAUGAUCAUGUCCAACCGCUGCAGCUUCAGCGCCCAUCAGCGGAUGCACAAGAACCACCCGCCCCAUGUUUGCCCCGAGUGUGGGGGGAAUUUCCUGCUGGCCAACUUCGAGACCCACCUGAAGGAAUCUUGCCUGCACUUCUCCCGCAGAGUGGGAUACAGGUGCCCCAGCUGCUCCGUGGUGUUCGGUGGCGUCAACUCCAUCAAGUCUCACAUCCAGACGUCGCACUGUGAGGUGUUCCAUAAGUGCCCCAUCUGCCCCAUGGCCUUCAAAUCUGCACCCAGCGCCCACGCGCACGUCUACACACAGCACCCCGGCUUUGGCAACCAGCAGUCCAAGAUGAUCUAUAAGUGUGCCAUGUGUGACACGGUGUUCACCCACAAGCCCUUGCUCUCCUCUCACUUUGACCAACAUUUGCUCAACCAACGUGUCAGCGUCUUCAAGUGCCCGGAUUGCCCGCUGCUCUUUGCACAGAAGCGCACCAUGCUGGAGCACCUCAAGAACACCCACCAGCCCCCGAAGCCACGGGAGGAGCCGGCCAAGAAGGCGGCGCUGCUGCUCACCCCAAAGCAGGAGCCCAUGGAAACCCCCGUCCCCAAAAUCUCCGAUGAAUCCUCAUCCUCCACGGAGGAGGACGACCCCCCCAGCUCCCCGGAGCUGCGUAAAGCCAAACGCAGCCGCUUCCAACGCAAAGCAACCAGCAAAUCCAAGGGCAGUGGCUGGACCUGUGGCGUCUGCCACUCGUGGUUCCCCGAGCGUGACGAAUACGUGUCCCACAUGAAGAAGGACCACGGGAAGUCGGUGAAGAAGUUCCCAUGUCACCUGUGUGAACGUUCCUUCUGCUCCGCUCCCAGUCUGCGCAGACACGUCCGCGUCAACCACGAAGGGAUCAAGCGCGUCUAUCCGUGCCGGUUCUGCACAGAGGGCAAACGGACCUUCAGCAGCCGCCUCAUCCUGGAGAAGCACAUCCAGGUGCGACACGGCAUCAAAGUGACCGACCAGACCAAGAGCCAGGAGGUCAUCAUUGCACGCAUCGGGGCUGGUGCCAUGCAGGUUCCUGGUCGCAAGAGGAAGCUCUCCUCGGACGAUGGGGAUUCGUGCAGCGAGGAGCCCGACAGUACCACCCCCCCCUCCAAGACCCCCAAAGGUGACCGCAAGGUUCCCUUCCGCUGCCGCAAGUGCGGCUACGUGGCCAGCAGCGCCGCCGACUUCCAGGAGCACAUCCCGCAGCACCGGACUGACGAGAGCUCCCACCAGUGUCGCGAGUGCGGGCUCUGCUUCACCUCCCAGGUGUCCCUCAACCGGCACCGCUUCAUCACCCAUAAGAAGAAGAAGGGGGCGGCGGAGGUGGAGGAGCCAGGACCCCGCAGCCCCAUGGAGGGAGCCCCGCACGCGGCCGACGGGGCACUGUCCUGCACUGUCUGUGGCCGCAGCUUCGACAGUCAACUCAACCUCAAGACACAUUUCCGCACGCACGGGAUGGCCUUUAUCCGCGCACGGCAGAACGCCAGCCCCGAGAACUGAGCGGCACGGCAAAUUCGGGCCGAACAGAACCACGUGGGGGCAGAUGGAGCCCUCGGAACCUCAUCCUGCACCUCGGGGGCAGCGCGGUGCAAAGGGGCAGAUGGAGGCACCGCUACAAGACGUCUGUGCCAUCCCAGCACCGAACCUGGACCACCGCAUCCAACCAGAACCGCCGCAUCCAACCAGAACCGCUGCAUCCAACCAGAACCGCUGCAGUGCCAGGGAAUGAGCACAGGGAGCGGCAGCUGAGAUGGGGCACUUCCAUCAUUCAACACUGGACUGCAGCCCCGCAUCCCCAGCAGCUCUGCCCACAUUGUGCUGCGCAGGAUGGGGGGGAUUUAAGUGCAUCAUCGUGGCGAGAUCCACCUCGUUACGAGUUGGCUCUUUCCAUCUCUAAGGAUGUGGAGCUGGGCUUGAAGGGGGUAGAAGCGGCCCCUUUCAGCUCCGCAGAGACUGCGGUCACCGCUCAGCCCUACGGCUGCUUUAAUAAUGCCCACCCCCCCAAACCUCGGCCCACAGCGCCCACGUGUGCAGCAGCACUGCGUCCUCCGGGUUGGAUCGGAACCGGCUGCAGCAGCAGCAGCUCCUCAUUCCAUCCCGGCACUGCAGGGUCGGGGCGGCCGUUUUACCCCCCAUCUCCAUCCCCGGGUGGGGGAGGAUCCGCGCUCACUCUGUGUACAGUUGUACCAUAGACACUAAAAGCGAUGAGCAAAAAAAGACCAGACAAAAGAAGAACUACUGUUGUGAUUCGGGUAUUGGGGGGGGAGGGUUUGCUUUUAUUAUUUUCAGGGGGUGUUUUUGUUUUUUUUUUUAUGGGGGGGGUGCUACUUUUGUUUUUUGUUUCGUUGUUGUUGUUUUGGUUGCGGCGGCCUCAGCUCCUCCAACCCCCCCCCCAUGGCCAUAGAGCAGAACCUAAUAACCCCCCCACACUUUUGAGAAGGAAACGACCCGCAAACGGCCCCGCGACCCCCCCCCCCCAACGCGUUCCUCAUCCCCCAAUCAUUGCACUGUGAUGUUCCCCCCAAACAUUGCUCUGUGAUCCCGAAUCGCCACUGUGGGGUUUCCCAGCACUUCAGUGCCUUCAGAUGGAUUUCUGUAAGCGGUGUGGGGCCGGGUGGGGGAAAAGUUGGGUGGGGGGGGGUCAGGGGUUGGGGGGGUGUUGGUGAGCGUUGUGUGUGGGGUUGUGAUUCUGCUUCAGUAACGCUACGGGCACUGCAGAGGCUCUCAGGUAUCCUUUAUUCUUGUAGUCAUAACGCAAUUAAACUUUUAGUGGUUUAACCCUU
Molecule: messenger RNA, 5212 nt
Organism: Coturnix japonica (Japanese quail)
Lineage: Eukaryota; Metazoa; Chordata; Aves; Galliformes; Phasianidae
Gene: ZNF687
Product: zinc finger protein 687
Source: RefSeq, a predicted model, not a curated record